Molecule: messenger RNA, 867 nt
Organism: Orbicella faveolata
Lineage: Eukaryota; Metazoa; Cnidaria; Anthozoa; Scleractinia; Merulinidae
Source: RefSeq, a predicted model, not a curated record
AAGAAACAAAAUAUUCAACUAGUUGGUUAACUUUGGAAAGCAAUUGAAGUCAAAGAAAGCUGCUCAAACAAAUGUUUCAAUAAAAUGCACGCUUCGUUUCAACAGUGCACAGCUUGCAGUUGGCUGAAGUUGUUAGAUUCAAACAACGCAUUUAUCAUGAAGUUUGUGAUUGUCUUUUUGGCUGCCAUAUUUUUUGGAGCGUUGGGAGUUCACAGUUUGAAGUGUUACGAGUGCCAAGCUUCUCCUUCACUUGAUGACUGCUCAUCGCAAGCAACACAAGUCACAUGUCCUUCUUAUCUCAAUAACUGCGCCUCUCUGACUGUAAAGGUCGAAGCUGGUGGCGUAUCGGGCCAAGCUCACGCGAAAGCGUGCAUGACAGACGAUAUAUGCCAGGGAAGCCUCCCGGAUGUCUGCAACCAAGAAGGAUAUGAAUGUAACAUUGAAUGCUGUUCAACUGACUUGUGUAACAACGCGGUUGAGGGCGGAGGUGAAGGUGAAGGAAGCUCCGCUGAGGGUUUGUCAUGCAACUAUUGCUAUAGUUCCACUUCGAUGGAUGACUGCACUGAAUCUCAAGAGGUGGAGCAGUGUUCGUCCGACAUGACACGUUGUGGUGAAAUGUACGCCCAGAAGGGAGACGAGGACUUCUUUGUGAAGGCAUGCAUACCGGAAGAGCUUUGCUCGACUUACUGCAAAGAUGGAUACAAUGAAGAGGGGGGAUUUAAUUGCGAAUUAUACUGCUGUGAAGGAGACUUCUGUAACUGAGCAUUGCUUUAAAAGUGCACCUUAAAAUGGCGCCGGUAAAUUUAGGCUGAUAAUAAAUGGUAAACAUUUGUCAGGAAAUAAAAUCAGUUAAAUCGCCAUGUUAUA